Molecule: messenger RNA, 6659 nt
Organism: Corythoichthys intestinalis (scribbled pipefish)
Lineage: Eukaryota; Metazoa; Chordata; Actinopteri; Syngnathiformes; Syngnathidae
Gene: rbm24a
Product: RNA binding motif protein 24a
Exons: 4
Coding region: 6-698 (230 amino acids)
Biological process (GO): positive regulation of myotube differentiation; regulation of alternative mRNA splicing, via spliceosome; mRNA stabilization
Cellular component (GO): cytosol; nucleus
Molecular function (GO): mRNA 3'-UTR binding
Source: RefSeq, a predicted model, not a curated record
CAACAAUGCACACGACGCAGAAGGACACCACCUACACUAAGAUCUUUGUCGGGGGCCUGCCCUACCACACCACCGACUCCAGUCUCAGGAAGUAUUUUGAGGUGUUCGGCGAGAUCGAGGAGGCGGUGGUCAUCACCGACAGGCAGACUGGAAAGUCGCGGGGAUAUGGAUUUGUGACGAUGGCGGACCGCUCGGCCGCCGACCGGGCCUGCAAGGACCCCAACCCCAUCAUUGACGGCAGGAAGGCCAACGUCAACCUGGCCUACCUGGGGGCCAAGCCUCGAGUCAUGCAACCAGGCUUUACAUUUGGAGUCCCCCAAAUUCACCCUGCGUUCAUCCAAAGGCCUUAUGGUAUUCCGGCGCACUACGUGUACCCCCAAGCCUUUGUGCAGCCUAGCGUGGUGAUCCCUCACGUGCAACCUGCCGCCGCCGCCGCCCCGGCCCCCGCAACCUCCCCGUACAUCGACUACACUGGAGCGGCCUACGCCCAGUACUCUGCCGUCAGCGCGGCCGCUUACGAGCAGUAUCCUUACGCCGCCUCCCCUGCCGCCGGCGGAUAUGUGACCGCCGCCGGCUACGGAUACGCGGUGCAGCAGCCCCUGGCCGCCGCCGCCCCGGGUUCUGCCGCCGCGGCUGCAGCUGCAGCUGCCUUCGGCCAGUACCAGCCUCAGCAGCUGCAAGCCGACCGCAUGCAAUAGCAGGAAGUGGAUUCCGGAUGCUGUGCUUCAACCAAAAAGCAGAAAAAAAUCGCCGUACAAAUAUGAUGAUCAUUUUUUUAGUAGCUUAUUCUAGAGAGGAAACGCAGGAACUAAUCCCUGUUCAUCAAGUCUUCAAGUCCUAUUGCUGUCUUUUUUUUUUUUUUUUAAAUCUUAGGGCUUAUUUUGUAUAUUUAUGAUUGUAUUGUCACACACACUGAGGGUUCUUUUAUUUUUGUACAAUCAGGGAAAGAAAACGGAGCUGUUUAAGCACGACCUCCUGUCGGGACUUUUGGGGCGGUGUCCUCGAACAUGACCCCUCACCCCGGCUUGAUCUAUGCAAAGCUAAAAAGCUCAAACGUAGCGAUGGGUCACUUUGUAAUGGGAAUGUAUCAAAUGUUGCUCCUCCCACUUUUUGGGGCAUCCGAGUUUACGAAACUUUCUGUAGAGGUGAAAAUCUACCCGGCAACACCCUGUGUGCCUUUCCACUAGUAUUGAAACUCUAAAACCUGUAUUGUAUAUGAUAUGAUAUAUCUCAUAUUGUAUCACUAACAGGGGCGGAUCUUAGGGGGGUGCUGGAGGGGCAGCGACACCCGUGCUCAGGCCUCUAGGGGGCCUGGUUUGCGGCCUUAACAGAGGCGUGGUUUGGCGAGGGGAGGGUGAAGCUGAAUAGUACGAUGCUGUUAAAAGCUGAAAUAUAGUGUUUAAGUUUUAAAAUAUCUCUAAUACCCCACUUGCUUGACUUGUUGUCGUCUGCAUAAAAAUUUCCACUACCACCGCCCCACAUAUCAGACGAUCAUCUUGAAAUUGUGGUGUGGCCUGCAAAAAUAAUCAUCCCCGAGGACCUGGGCCCUCUUCACAUUUGUUCCGCCAGUGAUAGCUAACAACUAACAAGAUGGGCACGUGGCUGUAUUAGGCCCCAUAGUGAGCGGCUUCCCCAGCACCAGGUCUUGCUUUUGGGGGGGCUAUCAGGUUCGUAAGGACCUCCACUAGGUAAAUCGCUAAAAAUGAACUCAUUGGCUGCCAUUGACAGUGAUCAACAAACUAGAGUUGCUCUAAAAACUACUGAUUUUACAUUGACCACACAGUAACAAGCAUAUUAACACUUAAAACAAUCAAACUAUGGAAACAGCAACAACCUUCUAAACAUCGUAAUAAAUAAAUGAAAAUAGUACAUUUUGGGAUAAAGGAUAUUUUUUAACGAAACAAAAACAUUUUUAGAAGGAAAAACUGAAAAACAAGUUUUUGGGAAAACAUUUUUAAAAGGGAAUUUUUAGCAUCAUUUCUAGGGAAAAAAAAUACUGAAGUAACAUUUUAUUUGAACUCUGAGUCAUAAGACCGUCAUAAUUAUGACAUGACGCUGUCGUUAACAUUAAUGAAUGCUUAUUACAGAUGUCAUUACGUGCCCUAACACAGUUCCUAAACUUCGAACCCAGGGGUCAGCAACCCGCGAUGCUAAAUGGCUCUUUAGCGCCGCCCUAGUGGCUCCCUUGAUCUUUUUCAGAAAUGUUAGAAAAUGGAAAAAUAUGUGGGAGGGAUAUAUAUUUUUAACUUUAAUAUGGUUUUAGUAGGAGGACAAACAUGACACAAACUUUCUCCAAAUUCAUUAAUAUAUUGUAAUGAAGUUAAACUUAAGGCAGCAUUGUUCAAAAGAGUAGUCACAUGGUGUAUCAUUCUCUAUCGGAUGCAUUGCAGGGAAAAUAAUCAUUUACUGUAUUUUCCGCACUAUAGGGUUUGGGUUAGAGUAGAAGGCGUACCUUCAAUGAGUGGCCUAUUUUUAAAACCGUUUUCAUGUAUACGGCGCACUGCAUGAUAAGGCGCAGUAGUAGUAGUCGUAGUAGUAAUAGUAGUGGUUGGCAUUGCGUUAUGCAUCCACAAGAUGGAGCCGAGCUAAAUGGAAUGUCAUGCAUGAUUAACCAAUAUUGAUCCAUAUAUAAAGCACAUCGGAUUAUAAGAUGAAGUGUCGGCUUUUGAAGGCUUUCAGGUACGCUUUAUAGUGCGGAAAAUACAGUAGACACGAAAACUCAUUAUGUAUUGGUAGUCAAAUUAGUUAUUUUGAUAUUAGGCUAAUAUAGCUAAAAAGAUACAUACAGCAUGUGUUGCCUUCAUCAUAAGGCUUAUAAGACUUUUAAUUAUUUUGCGCCUCCAGACAUUUAUUUUGUGUUUUUUUGCUCCAAUAUGGCUCGUUCAACAUUUUGGGUUGCCGACCCCUGUUCUACACCAAGGAAAUAAAAUAAAAAAAUCCCUGAAAAAAAUCUGAGAAAAUUUACAAAAUGACACUCAGUGACAUCUGUCAUAAGACCUCAUUUAUAUUCAUGACUCGUGUCAUGUCAUCAUUAUGACAAUUUUAUGACACCGAGUUCUAAUAAAGUAUAACCAAAACUGACAAUUAUAAUUCUUUGGGUUAAGAAAUAAGAAUUAAAAUGGUAUCUUUAGGUAAUUUAAAAAAUAUAUACAGUAUAUGUCGAUACUUUAGCUUUUGCGAUAUUUAAUUAGUUUUUUUGGGUGAGAAAAUGUAAUUAAAAAAAAAAAAGUACAAUUUAUAGGUUAUAAAUGAUAGAAAAAGUUCAUUCUUUAGUUUAUAGAAGAAAUUGGCAAGUGCAAUUUAUAGUCUGUGACUUUAGCUUGUCCGAUUUAUAGUUUUUUUGGGUGAGAAAAAGUCAUUUUAAAAAAGGACAAUUUAUAGAUUAAAAGUGAGAGAAGUUCAUUCUUUAGUUUAUAGAAGAACAAUGACAUAUGUAGUUAAACAUUUUUGGGAUAUUUUGGCUAGUGUGAUUUAUUGUCUGAAAAAAUUCCCAGCCAAAACAGAUUGGACAUGUAUCGCCGUCCAUGGUACUAAAAACAAUGUCAUCCACUGUCAGCUAUCAAAUAGAUUUGACGUGUAUCACUGUCAAUGGAGAGUAAAUGAGUUGAAAAAAGUGCAAACAAUGACAAAAACAGCUGCUAGGCCAGUAAGCAUGUGUCUCUCCAUUGGCCCCACCCAUCUCGCCAUGCCCCCCCUACAUAGACAGAUGACUCUGGAACAGGAAGGCUUCACUACGUGCUCAUUUGUUGAGCUGUCACUUUUUAAUCCCUCUUUUUUUGGGGUGGGGGGACUGAGUUUACAGGACCACCCACAAGCCCCACCGACCCCUCCACUGUCAGCAAAAAUCUACCCGGCAACCGCCUGCCUCAGUGUGCCUUUCUUUCCACUGCUAUUUAAAACAAAAAAACGUCUGCUAUUUAAAAAAAAAAACAAUAUAUUUAUUUUUUGUUUUGUUUUUUUGAGAGUAGUAGCGGGGGUACUGUAUUAAUAAUUAUAUUACUUUGUACUCAUCUCAAGGCAUAUUAUAUAUAUAUAAGUUAUUGAUUUAGUACGACGGAGUAUUAGGGCCACACAAAGAGGAAAAAAUAAAUAGGCAUCGCAGAAUAAUGUAAAUAUAAUGCGAGAUUUAAAUCCUAAUAUUCAGAAUUGAAGUCAUAUGUCGUCAUAAUAUGAGAUUAAAAAUUUUAAUAUUACAUGAGCAAAUAUAAUUUGUAGGAAUGGAUAAUAUUACGACGUAAUUUUCCAUUAAUAGCAAAAUUGAGCUUCUCGUAAGAAAUCUAAACUACAGCCUUACAAGAAAUUGUGUAGUCUUAAUGUAACAAUUUAGCUGCAUCUUUACAUAUUACCUAGUUACGUAAUAUUAUGAUGAUAAUCUCGUAGUAUUAGAUUUUUUUCUUGUAAUGUUACGAUUGCAGCGCUAUGUCUCAUAGUAUUACGUAAAGUUGUAAUAUUAACAUUAUGCUUUGCCUCUUAUAAAGCAAAAUUCAUAAAAAUACGUCAUACUUCGAUUUUAAACUUUGUUGCGGUAAUAUUACGACUUUAUUCUUGUAAUUUUGCAAAACCUCACUAAAAUCUUGUAAUAUUUCAACUUUAUUCUUCAAAUAUAACAACUAAUUUCGCCGUAUAACUUUUUGCGGUAAAAUUAGUACUAAUUUUAGCGUAAUAUUAUGUUUUUUAGCAUUCAUACAUAUGAAUAUACUACGGUUUUAAUCUCGUCAAUUACGAUUUUAUUCUUGAAAUAUUACAAGUCUAAUCACGUAAUAUUAACACCUUUUCUCCUAACAUUACGACUAUUCUCGCAAUUUUUCGACGUGUCACGAAAAUCUCAUAAUAUUGCGACUUUUCUCUUGUAAUUUUACAAUUUUAUCUCUUAAUAUUACGACUUUAUUUUUCUGAUAUUAUAACUCAUCUUGUUAUAUUACAACUUUUUGUGGUAACAUUACAACAAUUUUUAGUGCUACGUCUCGCAAUAUUACUUAAAGUUGUAGAAUUAUGACUUAGCCGUGCUACAUUCAUACAUGUUAAACAAAGUACGCAAUACUACGAUUUUAUUAAAUUACGAUUUUAAUUUUGUAAUAUUACGUCUUUAUUCUUAUGAUAUUACGACUAAUUUCGUAAUAUUAGGAGCUUUCUUAGUAACAUUAUGACUUUAUUCUGGCAAUAGUACGACUAUAUAUUUUCGUAAUUUUGCGACAUGUCCUUAAAAACUCAGAAUAUUACGACUUUAUUCUUCAAAUAUGUAUACUAAUUUUGCCAUAUUUUGCGACAUGUCACUAAAAUCUCAUAAUAUUGCGAUGUUUCUCCUGUAAUGUUACAAUUUUUUCUCGUAAUAUUACGACUUUAUUCUUCUAAUAUUAUAACUCAUCUUGCCAUAUUUCAACUUUUUGUGGUAACAUUACGACAAUUUUUCGCGCUACGUCUCGUAAUUUUACGAUUUAGCCGUGCUGCAUUCGUACUUAUGUAUUAAGCAAAGUACGCAAUACUACAAUUAUAAUAAGUUACGAUUUAAAUCUUGUAAUAUUACGACUUUAUUUUUAGGAUAUUUUGAGUAAUCCCGUAAUAUUGGGAGCUUUCCUAGUAAGAUUACGACUUUAUUCUCAUAAUUUUGUGACAUGACUGUUAGAUCUCGUAAUAUUACAACUUUAUUCUCCUAAUAUAUCAACUAAUCUUGUCAUAUUACGACUUUUUGAGGUAACGUUAUAAUUAAUUUUAGCCCUACAUCUCAUAUUACGAUUUAGCCGUGCUGCAUUUAUACAUAUUAAGCAAAGUACGCAAUACUACGAUUUUAAUUAGUUACGAUUUUAAUUUUGUAAUAUUACAACUUUAUUUUUAUGAUAUUACGACUAAUCUCGUAAUAUUAGGACCUUUCCUAGUAACAUUAUGACUUUAUUCUGGCAAAAUUAGGACUUUAUUCUUGUACUUUGGCUACGUGUCGCAAAAAAAACUCUUGCCAUAUACUUUUUGUGGUAACGCUACAACUAAUUUUAGCGCUACAUCUCGUAAUAUUAAGACUUAGCCGUGCUGCAUUCAAACAUAUUAAGCAAAAUACGAAAUACUGCGAUUUGAAUCUUGUAAAUUAUGGUUUUAUUCUUGUUAUAUUACAAUUUUAUUCUUGUAAUACUACAGCUAAUCUUGUAAUACUAAGACCUUUUCUCGUAACAUUACAACUUUAAUCUCGUAAUUUUACAACGUAUGACUAGAAUCUUGUGAUUAUCCAACUUAAAUCACGCCAUUUUUAUUCUCUUUCUGUAGCCGUAAUACUCCGUCGUGAUUUAGGUUUAGUUUUAUUACAAUUAUUAUUAUAAUAUAUUAACAUACUCAACCAAAAAAAAAUAUUGAUUUAGUAGCUAUUUAAGAUAAAAUGCACUGUACUUUUAUUUUUUAGCUUAAUAUUGGUUAGAUGUUUUUUUUUUAAACGGAGAAACUUUAUUUAUACGCAUGCAAAAAAAAAAAAACUGAAAAAAAAACUAGCAAAAAUGCUGCUUUACCCACUAGAAUGUAAAGUUUUAAGUCGUCGUAGCUGUGCUUUAUGAUUCUUUCCAAUUUUUUUUGGUUCUUAUUCAUCCGACAAUGUUGGGAAUUUUUAUACUUGAACUAUUUCUUACAAGGGAAACGAGAGCUAAAAAAAAAAAAAAAGUUUUAAGGAAGAUUUUCAUUGU